AGUGACAGGCCUGCAUUAGAUUGAAAGAAACAAGAUAGCACUGAGUGGUGAUGUUAUCUGUACAGGGAAAAACAAAAGAAGGCCUUUAGGUACAUGGUGAUCGAAGCAGAUGCUGUGACUAACAUCAAAGACGACGCUUCAUAAAUGGGAUUCAUGCAGAUAGACAACGGAAAGUAGUAUGGUAAAAAGAUGACAGCAAAUGGAAAUGUUAGGAAAAACUAGUUUUAAAGCCUGGAAACAUUAUGGGAAAAUGCACUCAAAAGUCAGAAGUUAUUGCUGAUUCAAUAUAGAGCAUGUUGAUUGAUCAGCUCAUGGAUCCUCUCUGAGACUGUGCGAGAGAGAGAGAGGGAGGAGCAAAGAAUAAAGUAUUAGACAGUCAUACAAGACAAGUUUAGAGGAAACACCUGGAACGAUAGAUUGGGGAGGUGACACUGGAGGUGACACUGCCAAGAGAGGACAAACCUUACCCUUCUUUCAUCUGAGUCUUCCUGUUGUGGAGGAUGAGUGCUGUCUUUGCUAAACUGGACCCCAGGAGAAUUGAGUGGGAGUCGUCCUGGUAUGGACUCCACUCACGAAUCCUGCGCACUAAACCUGUGGACUCCAUGCUGGAUGGCCCAGAUGACCUGCAUGGCACCAGACUUGCCCGUGUGCUCACUACAGUGGAUCUGGUGUCUCUUGGGGUGGGCAGCUGCGUGGGCACUGGCAUGUAUGUGGUUGCUGGGCUUGUUGCUAAGGAAAUGGCAGGACCUGGAGUGAUCUUGUCCUUCAUCAUUGCAGCUGUGGCGUCCAUUCUAUCAGGGGUCUGCUAUGCUGAGUUUGGAGUGAGAGUGCCCAAGACAACAGGCUCCGCCUACACGUACAGUUAUGUCACAGUGGGAGAAUUUGUGGCCUUUUUCAUUGGUUGGAAUCUCAUCUUGGAGUAUCUGAUUGGUACAGCUGCGGGGGCCAGUGCACUGAGCAGCAUGUUUGACUCUUUAGCCAAUCACACCAUCAGCCGCUACAUGAUCAACCAUAUUGGAACGAUGAAUGGUCUGGGUAAAGGAGAAGAAUCUUAUCCAGACCUGCUGGCUCUGGUGAUCGCUAUGUCGGUGACGGUCAUUGUGGGUUUAGGGGUGAAAAACUCUGUGAGCCUCAAUAAUGUGCUGAAUGUUAUUAACUUGAUCGUGUGGGUCUUCAUGGUGAUUGCCGGACUGUUUUUCCUUUCUGGAGCCAACUGGGAGGAUGGGAGGUUCCUUCCCUAUGGCUGGUCAGGGGUCAUGCAAGGAGCUGCAACCUGUUUCUACGCCUUUAUUGGCUUUGAUAUUAUCGCCACCACUGGAGAAGAAGCUAAGAGCCCAGACACUUCCAUUCCAUAUGCCAUAACAGCCUCCCUCGUCACCUGUCUCACGGCGUACGUGUCUGUGAGUGUUAUUCUGACGUUGUUGGUGCCAUUUAACCUGAUUGAUGGAGAUGCUCCGCUCAUGGAAAUGUUUGCCGAUCAUGGCUUCCUGGCAGGAAAGUAUAUCGUAGCCAUUGGUGCUGUUGCAGGACUCACCGUCAGCCUGCUGGGAUCUCUGUUCCCGAUGCCCAGAGUCAUCUAUGCCAUGGCGGGAGAUGGUCUGCUCUUCAGGUUCCUGUCCUUUGUGAGUCCCCACACAGAGACCCCCGUGGUGGCCUGUGCUGUAUCGGGGUCUCUGGCUGCUCUUUUGGCUCUCCUGGUGAGUCUGAGAGACCUGAUCGAGAUGAUGUCCAUCGGCACGCUGCUGGCCUACACGCUGGUGUCGGUGUGUGUGCUGCUUCUGCGAUACCAGCCCGAUAAAGACAGCUUCACCAGUUUCCUCACAGAGCAGGAAGAGGAGGAAAGGAAGAGAAAAGAGGAAUUAAUGGCGGCUAGUGAGAAGGACAUGAACUCGCCUUGUGGAGAAGGGUAUGCCGACAACCCAUGUGGGGCCAAGAACCUUCCCUCCAAAGGAGACGACGAAACACUGAUUGAAAAGUCGGAUUCUGGGGGCUACCAGUCGGACAGUUCUGGCUUCGGCGUUGGAGAGAAUGGCAUCGAGGCAGACGACUCCGGUCUCUUGAAACGCGUAUUGGGGUCUCAAUAUUACACCAUGCGGAUGCGUUUGGGCCUGCCGAAUGUGGGCGAUAGGCCCACUCCUGCAACAGGACGUACUGUUACUACCUGCGUUCUCCUUUUCUUCAUCCUGACCUUCUUUCUAUGGAUGCUCGUCAUCUACGGCUUCGACCAGGUUUCAGGAGGAGCCCGCUGGGCAAUAUUGCCUUUCAUUAUGACUAUAAUUAUCCUCAUGGUUAUUUUGGUUGUUAUUAUUCUUCGACAACCUGAGAACCCUAAAAAGCUACCUUACAUGGCGCCCUGUGUGCCCUUUGUGCCCACAGCUGCCAUGCUGGUGAACAUAUACCUCAUGCUCAAACUGUCCACCAUCACCUGGGUGCGCUUUGUGGUGUGGUGCUCACUAGGUGUGCUGAUCUAUUUUAGCUAUGGGAUGUGGAACAGCUCACUGGAACUCAGCGCUAGAGAGGAAGCGGCUCACGCCAGCUCCUACCAGAGGUACGACACAGAGGUUGACGACAGCUUCAAUGUUGAUGAAGACCUCCCUCCUCAGGAGGACGAAGAUGAGGGACAGUACCAAGGCUGGGCAGGUGAGGAGCGUGGCUAUCAGUACCAGCUGCAGGAUGAUGAAGAGAGACCAAAGAACAGAGAUUACAGAAGUAAAGGCAGGACCAAUAAAGGCUUUGAGGAGCUGGUCAAUGAAGAGUAUUCACCGGAGUGAGCAAUAUAGACUGAACCGUUGUCGCAGUUGAGGUUGGAUUUGGGUGACUAUGAUUUUUCCAAAUGGAAUAUGUUCCUGGAUCAUUGAAAUUACUGACAAAAAAGCGGAAAGAGUUUAAAAAAUAAAUAAAAAUAAACAUUAUUACGCAACAAUUACAAAAUCGAAGGGAAAAUGUGCAUGAGCAUUAAUUAAACAAUUUUAAUCAAAACCAACCGUUGAAAAAAUAUGACAAGAAAAGUAAUGCGGACCCCUUUAAAUUUAAAUUAAUAUCAUAGUCACAGACAGUAAAAUGUUGGCCCAGAUCCGGGCCACAUCUGGUACAUGUGGAUUCCACGCCUACCAGAUGUGGCCCGGCCAGAUCUGGGCUAACACUAUGUUGCUGUCUAUGGUGAAUGGAAAAUAUUAUUCUGGAACCAACACUGCUGAUAAAGUGGGCAGGUAGUAAUGCACUCUCAUGGUAAUUGGCUUUAUGCACAGCUCCACUACUUCCUGAACUUCAAUCAGCUCCUUGUUUCCUGU
Molecule: messenger RNA, 3290 nt
Organism: Pimephales promelas (fathead minnow)
Lineage: Eukaryota; Metazoa; Chordata; Actinopteri; Cypriniformes; Leuciscidae
Gene: slc7a14b
Product: solute carrier family 7 member 14b
Biological process (GO): transmembrane transport; amino acid transport
Cellular component (GO): plasma membrane
Molecular function (GO): amino acid transmembrane transporter activity
Source: RefSeq, a predicted model, not a curated record